Phascolarctos cinereus (koala) is the source of this 2581-nucleotide messenger RNA. RefSeq names its product xyloside xylosyltransferase 1 (gene XXYLT1). Gene Ontology annotation, cellular component: endoplasmic reticulum membrane. NCBI's taxonomy places the organism in Eukaryota, Metazoa, Chordata, Mammalia, Diprotodontia, Phascolarctidae. Gene Ontology annotation, molecular function: xylosyl alpha-1,3-xylosyltransferase activity. Gene Ontology annotation, biological process: protein O-linked glycosylation via N-acetylgalactosamine. The record is from RefSeq and is a predicted model, not a curated record.
GGCGAGCCCUGGGCGUCCAACUCUGCCGUCAGGCUGCGGGCACAGAGGGCCCCAAGAUCUGGGACCGCUGUGGGCGGCCGCUCCUUCACCUUCCCCCCACCCCUCAGCCCGCUUCCCCCUGCCCCGCCUGCCCGGUGGCUGCUCGGUGCCUGCAGGCGGGCCCACGCACGGAGGCCGGUUCUUGCGCUCCUGCGGCUGCGAGCCCAGCCCUGACCAGGCCCAGGCCAAGCAGAUCAGGCCGAGGGGCCGGCAUGGCCAGCGGCGGGCCCGGCGGCGGCCAAGGGGGCGCGGCGGGAAAGGUGCGCCGUGGAGUCCCGUGCGCCCUGGGCCGGGCCCGCCUGGGCUCGCUGCGCUCCCACCAGUGCGUGCUGCUGCUUGCCGGGCUGCUGGCCGUGUGCGCCUUCUAUUACAUGGGCUCCUGCCGCGAGACCUUCUCCAGCGCCACGCGGAGGCUCAAGGAGAGCCGGGCAGGAGGCACGUCCGGGCCCGCCCCGGCCCCUGCCUCAGAUGCCCCCCUGGCGCCCGAGGCGAAGGCCAAGCCGGCCGACGGCCUGUCCGCCGGGGCAGCCGAGCUGGACUACCACGUGCUGAUGAUGUUCACCAAGGCCGAUCGCAGCCCUGCGCUGCAGGCCAAGGGGCGCACAGCCCUGUGCUCGCUGCUGAGCCUCGCCAAGCUGGACGAGCAGGAGGUACUCAACGUGCACUUUGUCAGCGAGGAGGCCAGCAAGGAGAUCGCCAAGAACCUGCUCCGAGAGCUGCUGCCCGGGGUGACCUUCAAGUACAAGGUUAUCUUCCAUGAUGUCGGUGUCCUGACCGAGAAGCUGUUCCCUGUGGUGGAGGCCAUGCAGAAGCACUUCAGCGCAGGCUCUGGGACCUACUAUGGAGACUCCAUCUUCUUCUUGUCCAUUGCCAUGCACCAGAUCAUGCCCAAGGAGAUCUCACGGAUAAUUCAGCUGGACUUGGACCUGAAACAUAAGACCAAUAUUCGCGAGUUGUUUGAGGAAUUCGAUAAUUUCCCUGCAGGGGCUGUCAUUGGGAUCGCCCGGGAGAUGCAGCCAGUGUACAGGCACACCUUUUGGCAGUUUCGACGUGAGAACCCGCAGACCAGAGUUGGAGACCCUCCUCCCGAUGGGCUCCCCGGCUUCAACAGCGGCGUGAUGCUCCUGAACCUGGAUGCCAUGCGUCAGUCGGCGCUCUACCAGCAGCUGCUGGAGCCCGCGGCGCUGCAGCAGCUCACUGAGAAAUACCGCUUCCAGGGCCACCUGGGCGACCAGGACUUCUUCACCGUGGUUGGCAUGGAGCACCCCGAGCUCUUCCAUGUUCUAGACUGCACGUGGAACCGGCAGCUGUGCACCUGGUGGAGGGACCACGGCUAUGGUGACGUCUUUGACGCCUACUUCCGAUGCGAGGGCCACGUCAGGAUCUUCCAUGGUAACUGUAACACGCCUAUCCCAGAGGACUAGGGUCCCGGGGCUUUGCCCUGUCCCCCAGAGCAGCAUGAGGCCCCACUGAGGUUGUUCCCUGGCCUGGCUUCCCUUGGGAUCUCCCUGUUCAGCCAGUCUUGGUCCACCACUGACGCCCUCCAUCACACCUGCCCGCGGGUCGCUGGGUGGGGGAAGGACAAGAGGAUGACUGGGGAUGAUUGGCCCACUGGCCAGAGGGCAGUGCUGCCCAGGAGGGAAGGGCUGAGUUCUCAGGAGAGAAGGAAGAGAAGAAGCCUCCCCUCCCAUGAGGGGGUCUUUUUGGCCGUCUGGGCCUGAAUCAGAUCACGUGAUGUUAGUGCUCUCCAAAUACCGUCCUCGCUUGGACCAGGAACAGACUAACUCAGAAACAAGAGGCUUCCAUCUUCCACGGGCACUCAAGCAUCAGCCGCCCCUGCUGGUGUGGCCCUCAGGUGUCAAGGCUGGGGCUCAGGAGCACUGGCCCUCGAGGUGCCUCAGAACCGUGGCCAGAGCCUCCCUACAGUCCACCCAAGCUCGGUCUACUAGGGCGCUGGCCUUUCUGAUCAUGUACAUUGCUCACCAUUAUUUGGCUCUGAGCAACCUUCUCCUGCAGCUGGAUGGAGACUGGGCACUCCCCGUGGAGCAGAGCCCAUCCACCCAGUAUUAUUGUGCCCCCUGAGUCGGCGUCCGGGCCACAUCCUCUGGGACACACGUCCAGCCCCGAAGGCCAGCUGAGGCUCAGCCAAAGGCGUCGUUAGCAGAACUCAUGCAGCUGACCACCAUGGUGAUGACCACACUCUGCCUGAAGGCCAGAUUGUGCCAUGCUGGGGAAAAUGGCAGCCUCACUGCUCGUCUUCAGACCUUGUAAGUAGCCCAGGAGGCCGGUGCCCACGUUCACCUCCAUCCUCUUAGCUUCAGAUGGGCCGCACGGACCUGUCUGUCGGGCAGAGCCCAGGGGAGUCCCCGGGGUGGGGGAGGGGGGCAUGCCGGAGACUUCUCCCUUUUGUGUUGAAGUGUAUGUCUGCCCGAGGGCAGCCGGUACCCAGCUGUGGCCGCACACUGUUCACUGCUGCCUGUUCUGAGUGUCGUUUUUAACUGCAUGAGGGCUCCGGUCCAGAGCUUAAUAAAUUCAGUGGAAA